CCAUGUCUCGAUCCCAUCGCGCGGGCGCGCUUUUUUCCUCGGUGGCGGGGGCCUUUCCCCCCGCGCCUUUUUCCCUCCUCCACGUCCGCGCGAAAAGCACGCUCCCCGGCCCCCGUCACAUGAGCCCCCGCGCCACGCCGCGACGAGAGGCGAUGGCAGGGCAGGACUCGGCCUAUUUAUUCCCACGGGGGCUGAGGCUUGCCCUCUCCGCACCCGCCACGUAGGAAACAGCUCGCUUGGCUAGCAGGCAGCAGCGCACCUAGCUGCCUGCCUCUACCAGAGGCCAGAGCUAGCGUCAUGGAGGAGAGGCGGAGGCCCCGCGCCCGCGGGAGCGGGAGGCGUCCGUCGCCGCGCGCGGCCGGCACAGCGCUGCGCCGGAAGAAGGUGCGGGAGCUGCGGCGCCUGGUGCCCGGCGGGGAGGAGGCGCCCGCGGGGGCACUGCUCGUCCGCGCGGCCGACUACAUCGUGCGGCUCCGGGCCAGGGUCGAGCUCCUCCGCGCACUCGCGGCCGUCUACGACGACGUCGACGUCGCCGCCGCCGCGCCGUCGCCGCUGGAACUGGCCGUGGCCGACGACGACGGUGCGGACGCCGCUAGCGCCGACGCUGAUGCGUGGGCGGCAUGACCUCAUCAAACCAUUAUACGCCGUAGAUUUGUGCGUGUAUCGUCGUCUCGUCACGCACUGCAGGGUUAAUUCGUGCAUGCAGUUUUUUUUUGGUUAUUUUUUCAAAAAAAAAGGAUGCACGGCAUGCAGCCCCCAGCUCGUCCGAUCGAAGCACGUACCGAUCGACGAACACUGAUACGCGUGUGCGCAGCAGUUAACUCCAAUCCAGUUGGAGAAAUGCACGUGAAAUUCAGAAAUUGCAGGAGAGAUCGAUGUUGUCUACAAUUUUGGAUUCAUUAAUUAUUAUUCCACUCUUCUUUUCUAUCUUAUUGUUUAACUAGCAGGUUAUGUAUGUUCCCAAAAUGCAUGGGUCUAUAUGUCUAUUGAAUUAUUUA
Sorghum bicolor (sorghum) is the source of this 998-nucleotide messenger RNA. RefSeq lists its product as uncharacterized. The record is from RefSeq and is a predicted model, not a curated record. Bases 298 to 624 code for a protein of 108 amino acids. Lineage: Eukaryota; Viridiplantae; Streptophyta; Magnoliopsida; Poales; Poaceae. Gene Ontology annotation, biological process: regulation of DNA-templated transcription. The transcript has a single exon.